Melanotaenia boesemani (Boeseman's rainbowfish) is the source of this 6178-nucleotide messenger RNA. Its product is annotated as E3 ubiquitin-protein ligase RNF43. NCBI's taxonomy places the organism in Eukaryota, Metazoa, Chordata, Actinopteri, Atheriniformes, Melanotaeniidae. The record is from RefSeq and is a predicted model, not a curated record. Bases 1246 to 3693 code for a protein of 815 amino acids. Gene Ontology annotation, molecular function: ubiquitin protein ligase activity; frizzled binding. Gene Ontology annotation, biological process: Wnt receptor catabolic process; ubiquitin-dependent protein catabolic process. The transcript has 9 exons.
UCCCAGGGGAGCGACAGAGAGUCCGGGAAAUAAACUUUUGGGACGAUGUCAUAACUGUACACUCUGUCUCUCCACACUAUCAACUUUAAAUGAAGACUGUGGACUCUGGACCACUGUUAUUUCGCACUUUCUUGCAGCGUUUUUCCCCCUGUACUCGCUUAUAAUUUUGAUAAACAAUUCAUCUCGGGAUCUCAGGAGGAUCGUCUCUAAUUUUCCCACUGUGCAGCGGAGGCUCUGAAAUCUGGAAAAAGCCAGUCUCUUUGGGUUUGGAAUAAGUUUUAAAUGAGGACCGACUGAAAAAACUGCAUUGAUACUAGUUUACAGAAGCCGCUAGUGUUUGGGACCUGGUUUAAUUACAGAGUUAUAAGUGAAGUGAGACGACGGUCCGUUUGCUUUGGUUAAUAAUUAUAUAGAAUUUAAGAGUUUCUUCUAGGAUAUUUUUCGCAAUUCCACGGUUGUUAAAAAAGGAAGAAAGAGAAAGAAAAAUCUUGCACAACUUUUCGGCACCGCAUUGAUCCCGCAGCAUGCCUGAUAUCUGCGGCGGCAACCUGUAGCCCAGGCUUUGAAGUUCAAGUCGUCGUUCCGCAGAGUUUUUGGUGGAUUUAUCCAGAACAUGUGGCGCCCAUGGGACGGACUCUGUUCUAACACUUUAUAAGCUUGAUUUUGGUCUCAAAAACGUGUUUAAAAGAUACAGCGAGUGGCGUGCACUGUCAUUAAACACAUACACUGAGCAAGACCUGUCCAGGAAAGGAAGGAUACAGCAGUUCAGGCUGAACGCAAACACACUGAAAAUGGGGACAUCAGUUGUCUGUCGGAUGGAGAACAGACUUCUGGAAAUCAGUGCACACUUUAGGUUCUAAGAACACGGAUCGUCUUCAUGGUGCAUCGAUGCAGGCAGAGCUCCACCACCCACACUAAUGACACUGGAUACAAGUUCAUUAGAGCUCGUUGUAUCAUGGAAGAUAUCCGCUUUCUGGCUCCACAUGCAUUCCUACAACCUGCAGUUUGAUUAUUAACUGGUGCUGAAUGGAAGUUUUAGGACGCUCAAGUCGGAGUUGCGAUGGCAAGCGUCCAGAUUUAAAAGUUUGGAAUUUAUCUGUUCAGCUGUAGUAAUCGAAGCCAGAAAAAAGAGGUGAAACUUACACAAAGAACUUUAAAUAUUUUGAACGCUUUGUUUAUCCGCGGUGCCUGCCUGCUUUGAAGUCCAACCAUGUGCGGCCGAGCACCGCCGCUACAGCCGAGGCCAUGACCGUCCCUCAGCGGAGCCUGUCCGGGCUCUGGGUGCUCAUGGCGGCCCUGCAGCUGGUGCUGGGCCAGCAGGUCCUGGAGCACGAGCGGCCGGCCCUCCGAGCGGUCAUCAAGGUGACACUGGUAAAGCACGAGCCGACGGGAAAGCCAUUCAUUUUGGAAGGAGAGUUCGUGGGAGGAAGUGCCGGCAAAGCGGAGGGAAAACUAAUGCAGUAUCACCCUCUUUCUCUAUGCAACACAAGUGAAGAUGAACGCCAAGAGAGUGACUUCAUCACCAUUGUCAAACUGGAGCACAGGGUACCCCGCUGUCUGCCACUGCUCGAUAAGGCCCGCAUGGCGCUGGAUAAAGGAGCUCAGGCAGUUAUCUUUGAUGUCAGUGAUGACGGCAACGCUGCUGCCGAGCUACGAGAAACAGACUCCCUUCCACGUCCUGUUGUGCUCGUAGAGGCUGAGGAUGCUGAGGAACUGAUGGGUUUAGUUAACAAGAAUGAGGAGGCCAAAGUUGUUAUUGAGAUAAAGAUAGAGCCUAAAUGGCAACAUUACGAUGUGAGCAUCCUGCUCACCAUCGUCUUGGUCAUACUCACCAUCGUCCUCAUUUUUGCUUUCCGCUACAAGUGCAAGUCCAACAGGACCUGGGACUCUGUCCAUCAGCAGACCAUGCGAGCCAUUAGUCGACUGGAGACAAAAACUUACAGCUCCCAAAGCUGCUCGGGCUCCCAGCACCGCCGAGGGGCCUGGGGCUCAGCCAGCAGCUCUAACUCAAGUCCCGUCUGUGCUAUUUGCCUGGAGGAGUUCCAGGAUGGGCAGCACCUGAGGAUCAUUUCUUGUGCUCAUGAGUUCCAUAAAGACUGUGUGGACCCCUGGCUGCUGCAGCAUCGCACCUGUCCACUCUGCAUGCACAAUAUCAUGGGGACUGAGCGACAGCAUCAGAGGACCAGAUCCCAGCAGAGUCAAGAGCAAAGCCAGGGUUUCCUGCAUCCUCAAACUUACAGCAGCCCACACAACCACCCCUUUCCACAGCAUGCUAUUCCCUUUUCUAUGAGGCCCCACUAUCCCCGUGGGCCCUCUGGACCUUAUCCCAAUUUGGGCCACUACAGUGUCUCUUCUCCCAUGGACACUCAGACUCUACAUUUCCUCAACAGUAGGCAGCCAGGUGGAGGCUGUGGGCAUCACCUUUCUGCAGAAGGUCCUGGGAGGUCCCACAGGAUUGGAGGUAACUGCAGAACUUCCAGCCACCACUAUACCCCCCAUCGGUCCUGCCACAACUACCGUUCUUCCUGUCCAGCCCAGCGCAGCACAUCCAGCUCAAGACUUCAACGGACUGUUUCCAUCACACCGCAGACCCGUGGAGCAGCCACCCACAGCCGGCAGGAUGAGGGAAGCUGCUCAGGUGGCAGCUAUCGCACAGAACGCAGUGGAUACUUAGCUGAUGGACCAGCAAGUGACUCCAGCUCAGGGCCCUGUCACGGGUCUUCCAGUGACUCGGUCCUUAACUGUACUGAUGUGUCCCUGCAGGGAGUUUAUGGCAGCUGGUCCACCUUUCGUAGCUCUCUGAGUAGUGACUACGAUCCAUUUGUGUAUUAUGGGCCAGGUCCUAGCUGCGCUCCCCGCAGAGACAGCCUGGAGGCUGGUGCCCAGGCCCGGCCCAGAUCUCUGGAUUCUGUUGUGAACAAAGCGGGCUGUCCUGAAGAACAGACACAGACCGUUUUUAGCCACAUCCACUACCAUAGCCACAGACACCACCACUACGAGGAGGGGGAGCACGGCCAGGGCCUGAACAGAGGCUCAGAUGAGGAGCAGGGGGCUGGCGCUGCAGCAGCUGCCCCCUCUACUCUUGUCCUCGACAAAGACUCACCUGCGUGUGCCCCAAAGCACGGCCCCUGUCACUGCCCCAAGCCAGAGCCCACUGAUCGGCCCAGUCCUGGGACAGACUGUCAGGACUAUGACCCCAGUAACCCCACAGGACUCCCUGUCCUAAUGUCCCCAGUUCCCUUACAGCUCCAGUCCCACUGCUGCCACCAAGGACACAAACAUCCUCCUGCUCCUCUUGGGCGAAUGGGAGGCUGUCUGCUUGAUGGCCCCUCUGUUCGCUUUCACCAGAGCCUGGAUCUGCAGGAUGACCACAGCAUCCACAUCCACUACGGUCAGGGUCCAGGUUUCUGUUGCUCCCCCCCUGAGCUGCAUCCUGCUUUGCUCCCCGUGCCUCUCAUUCUGGACUCUGGAGGAAUGGAGGACUGGCCUUGCUGUGCUGGGCCCCGGGUGGUGUGGCAGAAACGGGUGCAGCAGACCCGCUCAGAGCCUCAGCUCAUGGGGCCUGGAACUUCUAUGGACAGGCCACCCUGCAGGCUCCACCAGGGGCCUGCAGGGGACCGCAACACAGACAUUUGUUUAUACUGCCAAUCAUUUCACCACAAUCAGGGAUCAGAAGAGGAGUCUGGGGUGUGAGAACAUGUUGCGUCCUCAACUGCUAUGCAGGAGCCAGAAAAGAGGAGCGUCUCAUUGGCUCUUAUUGUCUUCCACAAAAUUCCACCAGCAACGCCUUCGUCCCGGCAAUCCCCUGCCUACCCCCUGCAUAGUUACCCUACUCACAUAAUGAAAGUGUCUUUAUUUCAGAGUCAUGCUAAACCGUUUAUUAUAUUUAAUAUAAAUAUACUGAAGUUGGGGUGUUGCUGGGGAAACACAAAGAGGCGAAAAAGCUUUCCAACAUGUCAGUUGCAAGAGGAAGGUUACUGCGCUCCUUGAUGAGAACCAUGAAAUGAUCCUUGCUUAGGGUGUUGAGCCCACAUGAAGUGAGACUCCAUCUCUGCAUCAGUCGCUCUAUUACAAAAUAACUUGAUAAAUCGUAGAGGUACUUAAACUUUCACUAGCUCGAUCUUCACCUACCGUUGCUGAGUCCAGUCUCAGCUGAGAGGUGCUUUUCUCUCCACCCUACCUCAGCUCAGAUUUCUUAACACACCUCACACAGAGGGUCUUUAAGGUACUGCUGUAGUGAUUUCUUUUUCAUUUUUUUCCUUCUAAUAACAAUGUAGCUCCAAUAAACUCAAUAAAAGUUACCCUCUUGGCAGUCUGGCUUGUCCAAAUGCAGAGAAAUGUUUGUUCUUGGCCCCUCAAAUGACAUGCAUUGCUGAGGUUGCUGAGCUUCGCAUUUUUUUCAAGAAUGGCAGCUGUUUUUGUUUUUUUGUUUUCUUUUAGUUUGUACAUUUUUCACCUUUAAAAACAGACCGGUUUGACUGAAUCAUGUUAUCGUUAUUACAAGCUAUUGUUGUAUUUUUGUCAUUUCUCUUGCCAGUGGUUACUUCAGAUGUUAAGACCGUAGCCUCCAUUUCCUGUUUCUUACAUUCAUCAUGACGUUUUAUUGUGCUCCUCAGAAACAUACCCUCCCCCUUGUCUUCCAGAACCUGAAGCUCUAGAAAAAUGUUCUUUAUAGCAAUCAUAGAAACAAAAAAACGACUGUUAUGCAGAAUAAAGAUGGAGCAAAGCCUUGCUAGAUAGUUAGCAGUCACAAGGGUCAGCUCAGUCUGUUGCCACAGCACCAGUUUUGUUAUUGUUUUGUUUGUUUUUUUUAAGUUAGGUGAGCUUUGCCAAUGAUAUGAAAUCUGAGAAAUGUCUCAGGAACAAUCAAACACUGGAAAAAUGGGGAGACUUCAUCACAGUUACAGUAAAAACACCACAGUAGGUGAAAAAUCCUUUGCUGUGGUAGAUGUAGGCUGUGUUGCCAGUUCCUGAAUGGUAUUUGAAAGCAUAACUGUUUAAACCAGAAAUGAAAGAAAGUUUUUCUUUUUUAAAUAAAGAAUUCAUACAUCUUGACAAAUAUACUUUAAAAAUGUCUGAAGCCCCUCAUGUACCAAUGACUGGAAACUAAACUGUGUAGAUGAAAGUCAGCCUCACUAUGCCAUCAGAUUUCAAUUUUACUACUUAACCAGAACUAAAUAAGCUGAGCUCAAAUGAAUAAUAAUUCUGUUUUAGCUUAGGUUUUCUCUCAGUGAAAACGUGAAGGGAUUUAUAUGUUUAUUUUUGGCAGUCAGACUGCAGCAGAGAAAGGGCUUGUGGAUGUUUGCAGCAUAAGAAGUAGCACUUACUAAACCCUCACCUGUGCCUUAUUCAUUCAGACUAAAUCAGCAAGCUCCCAACACACAGCUCUUACCUGCCGAACCAAAGAGGCCAAAUCCUGAACACAGCUAGCCUUGUUUGUGUUCAUUCCUUUUAAAACACUCACCGUACCCCCUCACUGACAAGAGAGAACAUGUUCGACUAAAAGUGGAAAUAAUUUUUUGACAAUCAUGCAGAAUCUGUCUCUUGUAGUCUCUCUUACUAAUACCUCACUUUGAAUGUGUCAACACGGAGUUCCUUUUAAUCUAAGUAUCAGGGUUUCCUUCUUCGGCCCAAACAGUCCCAGAGACUGAGAUGAAAAUGACUGAAUUAUCAGCAGCACUUUGGCUUAAGCAGAUUUUAUAUGAAAAGAAAAAUAACUUAAAAACUCAUAGUAUUAAUGUAAACAAGCCCAAAUCCACCAACACAUGAAAGUAGCAUUUUAGAAAACGCGGCAGAAUUCAAGAUCUUUCUCCUUCUGUUGUUAAUGUUUGUUUUUACAAGAAUUAUGAGCUGAAACUGCCUUUUCUAACAGAGUAAAGAAAAAAAAUCCCUCCAGAACUUUAAGGGAUAUAUCAGUAUAUUUUGGAUACUUUUUGUAUAAAGAGAGAACAACAAAAACAGAAAUGAAAUAGUGUUGUAUUUUAUAUAUAAUAGAACAUUUCAAUAUAGUGACAUGUCACUAAUAUAUUUAUUUACUAAUAUAUUUAUCCAUUUUGUCCAGGUUUGAAAGAAUGGUUUCUGUAUAGACUGUUUCAGUAUGGAAACUGACUGGUGCCAUCGCAAAUGUAUCAACCUGUCUUCAUUCCAAUUAUAAGCAAAUAAAUUAUUUUGAAAUAAA